CCCGAGCCCCCCUUUCUUCUUUUUAUAAAUAAUUUUAUUACAAAAUUUUGAAAACAGAGAAUUGCAGCAUCUAUUUGUUUAAUGGAGUUUUUGAUUAAGUUCUUCUGAGUUAGGUAGGUGCCCGUGCUGGAUAAACCUUUAACCCAGCUUAAAAGCUCAUCAUUACCUACCUGUUUUUACUCAUCUACACACUUGAAGCUUGCUUUGAUUUGCUUUGCUUAGUUCAGAAGGGUAAUUAUUUUCUUUCCCUUCGAUUCAAAUUUUAUUUUUUACUUAUCCAGAUUUUGAUCUUCUCACUUUCUUCGCUUUACUCAAAUUCCUUUUUGUUUUAGCGGGGUUUGUCACUUGGCAGUAGAUUUUCUUGCCAUAUGUGUACUUCUGUUUAGUUACUCACUGAGAGAUGGCCAUAGCUCGGCUUGCUCGCCACGCGAAACGCCCAUAUGGGUUGUGUGCGAAGAUGACAGCAGUAGCGAUUAUGGGUCUCUGCUUUAUUUUUGUUUGGUCCUUGUUUUCUUCUUCUUCUACUACUUCAGUGACUACUCAGAGGGAAAGCUUCGAUGAUAUCGCUGAACCAGUACCAGCAAACAAUGGGGUAAGCAAUUCUAAGACCCAAUCUAAAGAAAUGGAACCAGAAAAACAUGAAUUGAGUAGAGAAGAUCAUAAGGUGAAAGUUGAAUCUGAUUUGGAAUCCAAAAAAGAUGAGAAAAGGAUUAAUGGGUCGGCUUCCCCGUCUGUGAAUGAGCAUGAGUCUAGGGUAAAGGGUAAGAAAGAAUCGUCUAAUAAGAAAGAUAGUCCUAGAAAGUUGCCCAAUGGCGUGGCAAAAGAUAAUAAUUCGCAAGAGGAAUCUGAGAGUGAAGAAUUAGAAAUGGAAGAGGAGGAGGGAGAAGUAGUGGAUGGUAGGGAAGAGGCAACUGAUGGUGAAAAUGAAGGAAAUGGGGAUGUGGAAGGAGAAGGUGUUUUGAUAGAAACAGUAGAUCAUGAAGCUGCAGAGAAGGUGGAAGAUCAGAGCAGCGGGUCAAAAAGUACAGGAAAGAAGGGGAAGAUAAAGGGUCCUUUAUUUGAUCCAAAAGCACAUUAUAGUUGGAGAUCAUGCAGCACAAGAAGCAAACACAAUUACAUUCCCUGUAUUGACAUUGAGAGUGGUACUGGAAGGCUGCAAAGCUAUAGGCACACCGAGAGAAGUUGCCCUAGAACACCUCCUAUGUGUCUUGUUCCUCUCCCUCACCAGAGUCAUGGCUUUCCUGUGCGCUGGCCUGAGAGCAAGUUGAAGAUAUUGUAUAAAAAUGUAGCGCAUCCAAAACUUGACGCAUUUAUCAAGAAAAAUAGUUGGCUGGUUCAGUCUGGGGAAUACAUUACCUUUCCCCGAAGCCAAUCUGAAUUCAAGGGUGGAGUUCAGCACUACCUUGAAUCCAUUCAAGAGAUGGUACCAGACAUUGAAUGGGGAAAGAAUAUUCGUGUAGUAUUGGACAUUGGAUGUGCAGAUUCAAGCUUUGGAGCUUCACUCCUUGAUAAAGACGUGUUGACAUUGUCACUUGGCUUGAAGGAUGACCUAGUUGAUCUAGCCCAAGUUGCUCUAGAGCGGGGUUUUCCUGCAAUAGUUAGCCCCUUUGCAACUAGAAGGCUUCCUUUCCCUAGUGGUGUUUUUGAUGCCAUUCACUGUGGCGAGUGCGGCAUUCCAUGGCAUUAUCAUGGAGGUAAGCUUCUUCUGGAGAUGAAUCGGAUUUUAAGGCCUGGUGGAUACUGCAUUUUGUCAACUACACAUGACAAUGUUGAAGAGGAAGAAGCCAUGACCACCUUGACAGCAUCUAUCUGUUGGAAUAUUUUAGCUCAUAAAACUGAUGAAGUAAAUGAAGUGGGUGUUAAAAUAUAUCAGAAGCCUGAGUCAAAUGACAUAUAUGAGUUGAGAAGAAAGAAAAUUCCACCUCUGUGCAAGGAAAAUGAAAAUCCUGAUGCAGCCUGGUAUGUUCCUAUGAAGAGUUGCUUGGACACUAUCCCAUCUUCAAUUGAACAGCAUGGGACAGAUUGGCCUGAAGAAUGGCCCAAGAGGCUAGAAACUUAUCCAGACUGGAUGAACAAUAAAGAAAAAUUGAUUGAUGACACCAAUCAUUGGAAAGCUAUAGUUGAAAAGUCUUAUCUGACCGGAAUUGGUAUCGACUGGUCAAGUAUCCGGAAUAUAAUGGACAUGAAAGCCAUCAAUGGGGGAUUUGCUGCAGCUCUAUCACAGCAGAAGGUUUGGGUAAUGAAUGUAGUCCUUGUCCAUGCACCGGACACACUUCCUAUCAUAUAUGAGCGAGGGCUUGUUGGUGUCUACCAUGAUUGGUGCGAGUCCUUUGGCACAUACCCAAGGUCAUAUGAUCUUUUGCAUGCUGAUCAUCUGUUCUCACGGCUUAAGAACAGGUGUAAGCAGCCAGUAUCAAUUGUGGUGGAGAUGGAUCGAAUAUUACGGCCUGGUGGGUGGGCAAUUAUACGUGAGAAGGUGGAGAUACUAUAUCCACUAGAGGAAAUACUGAAGAGCUUGCAUUGGGAGAUUCGCAUGACAUAUUCUCAGGAUAAAGAGGGUAUAUUAUGUGCCCAGAAAGCCAUGUGGCGGCCUUAGAAUCUCUGUAUAAGAAAUUUGUGUUUUCACUAGUAUAACUGCAAAAUCAAAGCUGGAAAUGAGGGCAUUUUUUUUUCUUGCUGCCUUCAUAGCUGAGCAAAAUAUACAGAUUCAUCAAAUUCUUUCAGUGAAAUAUGUGAUUUAACACGCCAA
Hevea brasiliensis (rubber tree) is the source of this 2749-nucleotide messenger RNA. RefSeq names its product probable methyltransferase PMT28. NCBI's taxonomy places the organism in Eukaryota, Viridiplantae, Streptophyta, Magnoliopsida, Malpighiales, Euphorbiaceae. The record is from RefSeq and is a predicted model, not a curated record. Gene Ontology annotation, molecular function: methyltransferase activity. The coding region runs from base 401 to 2596 and encodes 731 amino acids. The transcript has 8 exons. Gene Ontology annotation, cellular component: cytoplasm; trans-Golgi network; endosome.